AUGGCUGCCUCUACCGCCGUAACCGCCGUGGCAUACGGAGUUUCGUCUUCACGAAGCGCAUUUGCAAUCACUUCCCGGAGAUUUUCUUCAUUCUCGCCUUCGAAAAGGUUGGACCACAGUUUUCUGCGGCGGAGAGUCAGUACACCAUCGCCGAGGCGCGUCGUUGUUCGUGCCGCUAGAACUGAGUCAGGCGGAGUAAAUCUAGGAGCUAGGGCUCCCGAUUUCGAGCUUCCGGAGCCACUCACUGGAAAUUUAUGGAAAUUAGAUGAUUUUGAGCUGUAUCCAUGUCUACUGGUUAUGUUCAUCUGCAAUCAUUGUCCCUUUGUGAUUCACUUGAAGAAAGAUAUUGUAAAGCUCUCCAAUUUCUACAUGAAGAAAGGUCUUGCUGUUGUUGCAAUAUCUUCAAAUUCUGUAGUUACUCAUCCUCAGGAUGGUCCAGAGUUCAUGGCAGAAGAUGCAAAAGUUUUCAAGUAUCCAUUUCCUUACUUAUAUGAUGAGUCACAAGAGGUUGCAAGGGAAUUUGGAGCUGUUUGUACACCUGAGUUUUUCUUGUAUAAGAAGGACGGUCGUAGGCCAUUUGAGCUGUUCUAUCACGGCCAAUUUGAUGAUUCCCGGCCUAGCAAUAACAUACCAGUAACUGGGAGGGAUCUAAGCCUGGCUAUCGAUCUUGUCCUUAGCGGUCAACCAGUACCAUCAAAUCAAAAGCCAAGGUUUGUUCCAAAAUCGAAACUGAAAGGAGAAGAGAAUGCAAAGCAGGAGAACUUUAAAAGGCUGAAAGUGUAA
This is a messenger RNA of Arabis nemorensis, 783 nucleotides long. The record is from the annotation of a GenBank genome assembly. NCBI's taxonomy places the organism in Eukaryota, Viridiplantae, Streptophyta, Magnoliopsida, Brassicales, Brassicaceae.